CAAAAUUUCCACCUUGAUUUUCAAUCCAAAAGAAAAUAUAAAUGGAGGUGAUGAGGCUGAAGGUGGAGCUGCGAUGCGAGGCGGAGGAGGAGGAGGAGGAGAUGGCGACGACGGCGUGCGGGUGGGAGACGCCGAAGAGGGCGGAGUGCCGGAUACCGACGCCGGUCCGCUGCCCGGCGCCGCCCAAGAAGAAGGCGCUGGUGGCGGCGGCGGGGUUCGGGAAGAGGAGAGAGCCGCCGAAGAAUGGGUAUUUCCACCCGCCCGAUCUCGAGGCGGUGUUCACAUUGGGGCCCAGGAGAGGAGCCUGUGCGUGAGUCAAAGCAAGCAGAGACGUUCGUUCUUUCUUCUCUCCUGUAAAUGAUCAACAGCGACCACUGCAGUGGCGCUCUGCUUGUGAUCGCGUCAGGGUAGAUUAGAUUUGUAUCUUCUUCCGUACGUAGUUAGGAUUAUAUUCUGCAUUAGCUAUUUAAGCACGAGUCGUUUUGCUUUCGCUUGCUAGUUAAUUAAGCCUUGUAACUUUAUGUACUUCCAACUUUCACAGAUUUUGAAUACACGUGGCCUUCGUCUCA
Molecule: messenger RNA, 569 nt
Organism: Zingiber officinale
Lineage: Eukaryota; Viridiplantae; Streptophyta; Magnoliopsida; Zingiberales; Zingiberaceae
Product: cyclin-dependent protein kinase inhibitor SMR4-like
Exons: 1
Coding region: 42-314 (90 amino acids)
Biological process (GO): regulation of DNA endoreduplication
Source: RefSeq, a predicted model, not a curated record